Paramecium sonneborni is the source of this 296-nucleotide messenger RNA. The record is from the annotation of a GenBank genome assembly. NCBI's taxonomy places the organism in Eukaryota, Ciliophora, Oligohymenophorea, Peniculida, Parameciidae.
AUGUAGAGAUGGCAAAAUCAGUCGAGACAUUUAAAAAAAAUAAUUUUAUUUUAAUUUAUGAUGUCUGGGUUUUUCUAACCUAACUAUGAUUUCGAUUAAAAGAUCUAAACACUGAUUCCAAUGCUAAAGAUAAAUCAACUAAAUUAUAUUUAGAAAAUAAAAUAAAGUAAUUUAAAAGAGUAGAAGAAUUUGUUGAGGAAUCAUGGAUUAAUUAAUAAAUAUUAUAAGUAUUAUAUUAAAUAUUUUAUCUAGCUACUUUUGUUAUAACUCAUUCUCUCUUUGGUCUACUUACAGGA